This is a messenger RNA of Phascolarctos cinereus (koala), 3893 nucleotides long. NCBI's taxonomy places the organism in Eukaryota, Metazoa, Chordata, Mammalia, Diprotodontia, Phascolarctidae. The record is from RefSeq and is a predicted model, not a curated record.
GCGCGGUGACGUUGCCAGGGAUGCGGACAGGUUCCGCCGCCGCCGCCGCCGCCGUCUCCUCCUCCUCCUCCUCGCCUGCUGCCGGGGUUUGUAUGAAAACACCGGGCGGCUGGCGGCGAGUGACCCGUGGGGACCCUCGGGAGAAGCAGCCCCUGCCGCCGCCCGAGCCGGAGCCGCAGCAGGAGCUGGAGGCCGCCCUUCCUUCUAGGCCCGUCCCUCUCCCCGCCCAGAGCCGCCUUACUAGCAAUUCUCGGAUUGUGGCACUCCUGGCUCAGCUGGAGAAGAUCAACUAUGAAUGUCCAGAAGCAGAAGCUGCCAGAUAUGUUACAUCAAAGAUUCUUCACCUGACCCAAAGUCAAGAGAAAAUCAGGAAAGAAAUGACAGCCAAAGGUUCUACAGGAAUGGAUGUUCUACUCUCAACAUUAGAGAACACGAAAGAUCUUCAGACCACACUUAAUAUCUUAAACAUUCUUGUUGAAUUGGUGUCAGUUGGUGGUAGUAGGAGAGCAAGUGCUUUAGUCUCCAAAGGUGGUACACAAAUAUUGUUGCAGUUACUUUUGAAUGCCAGCAAAGAAUCUCCUCCACAUGAAGAGUUAAUGAUUCAAGUUCACACCCUUCUUGCGAGAACUGGACCAAAAGACAAAAAGUUUGGAGUGAAGUCUAGAAUUAAUGGGGCCUUAACUAUAACUUUGAAUUUGGUGAAACAGAAUUUGCAGAAUCAGCGUUUAGUGCUGCCUUGUCUUCAGCUUUUACGAGUGUAUUCUACCAAUCCUGUCAAUGCGGUGUCCUUAGGGAAAAAUGGAGUUGUGGAACUGAUGUUUAAAAUCAUUGGCCCUUUUAGUAAAAAGAACACUGGCCUUAUGAAGGUUGCUUUAGACACACUUGCUGCAUUGCUAAAAUCAAAAACAAAUGCCAGGAGAGCUGUAGACAGAGGAUAUGUCCAUGUGCUUUUAACAAUUUAUGUAGAUUGGCACCGGCAUGAUAAUCGGCACAGAAACAUGCUCAUCCGGAAAGGAAUUUUACAGAGUUUAAAAAGUGUUACAAGCCUCAAGUUGGGAAGAAAGGCAUUUAUUGAUGCCAAUGGGAUGAAAAUUCUAUACAACACUUCACAAGAUUGCUUGGCAGUCCGGACUCUUGAUCCUCUCGUCAACACGUCCAGUCUGAUUAUGAGGAAAUGUUUUCCUAAAAAUCGUCUUCCAUUACCAACUAUUAAAAGUGCUUUUCAUUUCCAAUUACCAGUUAUUCCUGUGACUGGACCUGUGGCUCAGCUCUACAAUUUGCCACCUGAAGUGGAUGACGUAGUAGAUGAAAGCGAUGACAAUGAAGACCUUGAAUUAGAAGCUGAAAAUGAAAUUGAGAAUGAUGAUGAUAUAGACCAAAAUUUUAAGAAUGAUGAUAUUGAGACUGAUAUUAACAAGUUAAAACCCAAGCAAGAAUUAGGACGACCAAUAGAAGAGCUAAAAAUGUAUGAACAUUUUUUCCACGAACUUUCUGAUGACUUUCAGGAAUGUGAUUUAAUUGCCAAAGAACCAAAGCCCUUGGCAAAGGAAGGAAAUCUAGGUGGACCUAUUGUUGUUCCUACAGCAGGAGAAGAGCCACCUGUGGAACCAAACAGUCUAACAAAUUCAGUGAAAAAGAAUAUCAUUUCACAAAAAGAAGAAGGUGAUAAACAACCUGCCUUUUUAGACCUAGCAAAAGAAGAUAUUAAAAAUGAUAGUAGUCCAUUGCAGCUACAAGAAGGUGAUCAAAAUAGAACAGUUUCAUCAAGCCAGUAUCUCACUAGUGACCUAGUGAAGGCCUUGGACCGAAUAACACUGCAGAAUGGUCCCCAAACUUCCCAGAGCUUUACUGCCGGAAUAAAGAAAGAUUCCAGUCCUCACCUUACCUCCAUUACGUGCACUAAAACAUGUCCGCAUAUUUCUACUUGUGGAAAUGUGCUCUUUGAGGGACGGACUGUUCAACUAGGAAAGCUAUGCUUUACUGGAGUUGAAACUGAAGAAGAUGAUGAUUCUGCAUCUAACUCAUCAGUGGAGCAAAUGUCAAUUGAAGCACCCAACAUGACACCACUCCAUGAUUCUGAUCUAUAUGUUGAGAUUGUGAAAAAUACUAAAUCUGUUCCUGAAUAUUCAGAAGUGGCUUAUCCUGAUUAUUUUGGUCACAUUCCACCUCCAUUUAAAGAACCUAUUUUAGAAAGACCCUAUGGUGUGCAAAGGACAAAAAUUGCCCAGGAUAUUGAGAGACUAAUUCAUCAAAAUGAUAUCAUAGACAAAGUUAUGUAUGACCUGGAUAACCCAAAUUAUACUGUACCAGAAGAAGGAGAAAGUUUGAAAUUUAAUUCCAGGUUUGAAUCUGGAAAUCUACGAAAAGUUAUUCAAAUUAGAAAAAACGAAUAUGAUCUUAUUCUGAACUCAGAUAUAAAUAGCAAUCAUUAUCAUCAGUGGUUUUACUUUGAAGUCAGUGGAAUGCGGACAGGUGUUGGAUACCGAUUUAAUAUCAUCAACUGUGAAAAAUCCAACAGUCAGUUUAAUUAUGGUAUGCAACCCCUAAUGUAUUCAGUCCAGGAAGCAUUACAUGCCAGACCGUGGUGGAUUCGUGUAGGUACUGAUAUUUGUUACUACAAAAAUCAUUUCUCUAGAAGUUCAGUUGCUGCUGGUGGGCAGAAAGGAAAAUCCUAUUAUACGAUUACAUUCACAGUCACUUUCCCACAUAAGGACGAUGUUUGCUAUUUUGCUUAUCAUUAUCCAUAUACAUACUCAACUUUACAGAUGCAUCUUCAAAAAUUGGAAUCAUCACACAACCCUCAGCAAAUCUAUUUUCGACAAGAUGUGUUAUGUGAAACUCUGUCUGGAAACAGCUGUCCUUUAUUGACUAUAACUGCUAUGCCAGAGUCCAAUUAUUAUGAAAAUAUCUGUCAAUUUAGAAAUCGCCCUUAUAUUUUCUUAUCUGCUCGAGUACAUCCUGGAGAAACUAAUUCAAGUUGGGUUAUGAAAGGAACUUUGGAAUAUCUCAUGAGUAAUAAUCCUACUGCUCAGAGCUUGCGUGAAUCCUAUAUUUUCAAAAUUGUCCCUAUGCUAAACCCAGAUGGCGUCAUUAAUGGAAACCACCGUUGUUCUUUAAGUGGAGAAGAUUUGAACCGGCAGUGGCAAAGUCCAAACCCAGAUUUGCAUCCUACAAUUUACCAUGCUAAAGGUCUGCUGCAGUAUAUGGCUGCAAUCAAACAUUUACCUCUGGUUUACUGUGAUUAUCAUGGUCACUCUCGAAAGAAAAAUGUAUUUAUGUAUGGCUGCAGCAUCAAGGAGACUGUGUGGCAUACUAAUGAUAAUGCUGCCUCUUGUGAUGUCGUUGAAGAUAUGGGAUACAGGACUUUGCCUAAGAUAUUGAGCCGUACUGCCCCAGCAUUCUGCAUGAGCAGCUGCAGCUUUGUAGUAGAAAAGUCCAAACAAUCUACAGCCCGUGUUGUUGUAUGGAGAGAAAUAGGAGUACAGAGAAGCUACACCAUGGAGAGCACAUUAUGUGGCUGUGAUCAAGGAAAAUACAAGGGUUUACAGAUUGGGACACGAGAAUUGGAAGAGAUGGGAGCAAAGUUUUGUGUUGGUUUAUUCCGAUUGAAAAGACUGACAUCACCAUUAGAAUAUAAUCUGCCUAACAGCCUUCUUGAGUUUGAAAAUGACUUGAUUGAAUCUAGCUGCAAAGUAACAAGCCCUACCACUUAUGUUUUGGAAGAAGAUGAACCUCGUUUCCUUGAAGAAGUUGAUUACAGUGCAGAAAGUAAUGAUGAGAUAGACAUUGAAUUGCCUGAAAAUGUUGGGGAUUAUGAACCUUCUGUCCAAGAAGAUGCACUUUCUGACUCGGAGUCAUCAAAAACAUGCCUUCCUUGAGCCAUCUGCCAUCUC